UCUGAAGGCUUUAUCAAGUGUACACAACAAUGUAACAAGUGUCAUAAUCUCGCGGGGAAAAUGUCCAGCAAAAGUACCUCCGACGCUGAGUUGCGGACUUAUGGCGUCCGUUGGUAUUUGUUGUCCGUUGUUUCGAUCCACUGCUGCUUACAGAAUGCUGUGUGGGCCGAGUUUCCGCCCAUUGCCCAGUCAGCUAAGCUCGUCUACGAUUGGUCAGAUUCUGACAUCAACAUGACUUUGAAUUAUGGGAAUAUUGGCGCCAUAGUUCUACUUUUGCCCGUGACGUGGAUUGUUUAUGCUAAAGGAAUGAGGCAUGCGAUGGUUCUCAGCACCCUUUUGACGGCCUUUGGAACAGCGUUUAAGAGUCUACCGGUCAACACCCACAUAAAUUCUUGGUUGAUUCCGAUUGGACUGUUUUUGAACGGUUGCGCGGGAGCUGUGACGUCAGUGGGAGCAACAGUCCUAUCAGAGUCUUGGUUCCCGCCCACCCAAAGAACGACUGCCACGGUGUUCUACCUCGUGAGUGCGGCAGUGGGAGGGUCAUUAGUCUUCAUAGUAGGCCCCGCUGUCGUUCCAGAACCAGUCGUAAGAUGUGGCAAUGUAACGUGGACAACCAAAAAGAACUUGAAUUGCAGUGCACAAAAUAAAACUUAUAUAAACUUUCAAGAGGUGAAAGACCGGCUGGCGUUGUUGAAUUAUACAGAAUGCGGUUUCGCGGUGAUACUAUUUCUCUUUGUUUUGUUUUACUUCCCCAACAAACCCGAACAUCCACCAAGUAUUACUGCCAAAACUCAGAGACUGGGAUUAUGGGAGGGAGUUAAAACAGCAGCCACACAGUGGAGGUUUUGGCACUUAGCGUUGUGCAUGGCGAUUCCCACAGCUGUAUAUGGGGUGUGGAUAACAACAGCGGAUGUUGUAUUGCAUCCUUUCGGAAUUCAUCAGACAGAAGCAGGCUGGAUGUCUUUUUCCGGUUCCAUGGGUGGGAUUCUUCUGGGAUUAGUCUUAUCCAGAUUGUCAGAUGUUUUACAUCGAAAGAUGAAGACCAUAAUGAUGGUGAUUUUCGGCAUGGCUACGCUGUUUUAUCUUCUGUUCAUUCUGAUGUUGAAGAAAGUGAUCCAUGAUGAACAGUGGUUGUUCUACUUUUCCUACAUCGCGGCUUGUGUACUGACCAGUGGCGCCCAGCCUCUGUACUAUGAGAUGACCUGUGAGAACCUCUUCCCUGUGUCCGAGGCGGUCAUCUCCGGCCUCCUGGCUUUCCUUAUGAAUAUAUGCAGUUCAGUGUUUCUCCUUUUGUCGCUUAUACCGGACCUUGGUAAUAUGUGGCCAAACUGGGCAGUGUUUGUGACGUCACUUCUGUCUGUGUUAGUGUUAUAUGUGUUCAGGGAGGAAUACAGAAGAUUGGACAUAGACUUACCGAUCGACCAAUCAGAUUUAACGAUCGACCAAUCAGACUUUCCGAUCCACCAAUCAGACUUACCGAUCCACCAAUCAGACUUAUCGCUCAACCAAUCAGAAUAUCGGAGGUUUUAAUAUAUCAGUGAAAUCACCAUCGCCACCGUAAAUAUCAUUAUCAUCAAGAGGAUGAAAAGAAGAGUUCGUAAAGUUUGACAUAAAGGAACGGAUCCUACAACUGAACACGUAAUGUGCAAAUCAUCCGUCAUGCAUCAGUGGCCCUGACUCUUCAACGUUUGGAGGUAGCGAGUAUUCCACUAAAACUCGCAUAAGACUAUGUUCUCCUAUUGAAGACGGGACAUAUCAUGAAAUUUUCUUGACGAUCCAAUGCAUUCUUCUGAAAAACACGGGAUUUGACCGACUCUGGAGUCUGCAGUGCGACCAUUAAUUACUUUAUCCAUUCCAUGAAACUCUUCUUCAGCAAAACAUACAUCUUCUAAAUCUAGGCACGGAUCUAUAGGAAGUAAGGGAAGUCCACUCCCUCCCCUUCCCCCGCCUCCCUAACGAGAUCGGUGAGAAAAUACAUAUUUUUGUUUAUUUUAAUGCCAUUUUAGUUGUAAAAGCCAUGUAUAUAUACCAGAUCUUAGAUUCCCUCCGGAGACAAGUUAUGGAUCCGGGUAUGUUCCUGAAAUUCUCAGUGAUAAAGAAUGACGGUAAAUAUAAGGAUUAGGAAUUCGUUGAAUUUUCAGGCACAUUACCACCACUAUGUAAGUUCUACGAAAAGACCAGCAUACUCUUGAACAGUUCAGACCAGUAUUUCCACGCAAAAAUGUAAUCAAAAAAGGGGGUGGGGAUAAAAUAAAAUCUUUGCGAGUUCAAA
Ostrea edulis (European flat oyster) is the source of this 2272-nucleotide messenger RNA. Its product is annotated as solute carrier family 49 member 4 homolog. NCBI's taxonomy places the organism in Eukaryota, Metazoa, Mollusca, Bivalvia, Ostreida, Ostreidae. The record is from RefSeq and is a predicted model, not a curated record. Gene Ontology annotation, biological process: transmembrane transport. The coding region runs from base 61 to 1530 and encodes 489 amino acids. Gene Ontology annotation, cellular component: intracellular membrane-bounded organelle; membrane. The transcript has 12 exons. Gene Ontology annotation, molecular function: transmembrane transporter activity.